This is a messenger RNA of Symbiodinium sp. CCMP2592, 1349 nucleotides long. The record is from the annotation of a GenBank genome assembly. Lineage: Eukaryota; Dinophyceae; Suessiales; Symbiodiniaceae.
AUGCCCUCGUCGCUGCGAGCGAUGUGGCGGUUCCUUGCUUUGUUGCUGGCAGCACCACACUUGGAGGUGUGGGCAGCUGUCAGCAAAGAUGCGAUUGCCAGCGUGCAGUGCCAAGUUUGCGAGAUCGCUGUCGAGGAGGCGGUUAUCUUCUCGAAGGAGUCCAAGAUCACCGGCGAGGAUGAGCUUGCAGACAUGGUGGACGGCUUAUGUUCCGUCAAGAAGAAAGAGGGGCGAUGGGUGGCUAGGUUGGACCUCAUCCAAGAGGACCCAGGCGGCCCGCUGUCCGUGGAGAAGCAGGACCUCAUCGGCCAGUGUCGAAGCGAGUGCACCAUCGUCCAGAGGGCCUGCCAGGCUUCCUUGCGAGGCAAGGAGGACUCCCUGGCUUCGAUGCUGCAGAGCGGGGCCAGUAGCAAGAAGAUCAAGGACAAGGUCUGCAAGAAGACCUGUGGGAAGAAGCGGCCGAAGCUGCCGGAGUGGAAGGAUGAGCCUUUCGAGCCCAGAGAUCAGAAGGAGGUGGAGACGGAGGACAUGAUCGCGAAGAUGAAAGCAGAGACCGGGAUGGGCAUGAAGAUGUACAAGCGGGAGGACCUCAUGGGGAUGUCCGAAGGCGACAUGGAAACUAUGGCAGCGCGAGAGGCGUCUCUCCACCCAGACCGCAACCGCAGAGUCUUAGAGUUUCAAUCCAGAGCUUCUGACAGUCCAGCAGCUGCCGCGAGACGAGCGAAGAAGUUUGGGCAUGUGGUUGGACAUGGCAAGAGCCGGUCGCAGGUUCAAGAUCAAACGAAGUACAUGGGACGGCAAAGCGAGCUCUCCGAUCUCUACGGCGGGACCCGUCUACUGCUCCCUCUGCCAACAUCUGUAUGGCGGCCCUUCUCCCUUCGACUCCGUGUUUCGGCGGGAUCUUCCCGCUCCAGACCACUCGUAUCUUCACACCAACGUUCCGUCGGAAUUUCUCGAGGAUCUCCUCCGGAAGCUCAAAGCCAGCUUCCUCAUAGAGGGUCGAGGUUGGGUUCCUUCAAGGGCGGCAGCGCCCGGCGCAUCGCCGCUGCCGCGGCGAGUUCGCUGCCUGGAGAGGGAAAGCCCUGCCUUCUCUGUGUCGACACCUUUCUUGGCGACACGGCCAUGUGGCUCGAUCACAACGGUUGGAGGCAGUGGCUGAUGAUGAAGCACGGCCUCCCCCAGCUUUACAUGCAGUUUGUGGCAAAUGUCUGGGACGUCCGGGACAUCGUCCUGCCGCUGCCCCUCUCCUCGCUCUGCGCCCUGCGUGCCCUUCAGCGGCUCACGGUCAGGGGUGACGUCCCCUUGGCGGACUUCAUUUACUUGGAUGCUGCGCACGAGAUGGGUGAAAC